Messenger RNA from Vairimorpha ceranae, 2427 nucleotides. RefSeq lists its product as hypothetical. The transcript has a single exon. The coding region runs from base 1 to 2427 and encodes 808 amino acids. The record is from RefSeq and is a predicted model, not a curated record. Lineage: Eukaryota; Fungi; Microsporidia; Nosematidae.
AUGAAAGAGCUUAUUCCAAGUAAAGAUCCUAUAUUAACUGUAGACACUAAAAAUAUUAUUUCUGUAAUAAAUAGAAAUAUUAAUCAAAGUACAAUUGAUAAGAAUAGUCUUUUUACUAAUCUUAAGUUACUUAUACACACUGAUACAGAGGAUAGUGUGAUUAGAGAUUUAUUAUUAAAUUGUACUAAAAGAUUAAUAAAUACAAUUAAUAAUUGUACUAGUACAGAAUUUAAUAUUAUAGAUGAAGUAUUAUCUUGUGUAUUAGAAACUAAUACUAAUUAUUCUUUUAUAGAUACACAGAUAUUAGACACUCUGUGUAUUUUAUAUUUAAAAAGCGUAAAAUUUAAUUUUUCGUAUUUUUUACAAAAAGCGCGCAUUCAUGAAAAGCACAGAUUUAAGAUAUCAAAUUUUCAUUCAGUAGAAAUUUACAAUAUAAAUUCUUUAUCACUGCUUAUUAAUAAUUUUUAUAAAAAUAGUAUAGAUGAUCAUUUAAAAUAUAUUAGGAUAUUUAUUGUAGGAUGUUUACUUAAAGUUAACAUCUCUUUACCUUUCUAUGAUAUAUUUUAUUUUAUUCACUACACCCUUCUUUAUGAUUCUACUACAAUUAUUAACUGGGUUAAUAAAUCACCCAAGAGUGUAUCUUGGAAUAUUCUUGGUAUUAAGAAUAUUAAAGAUUUCCCUUUUACAGAACUUAGAUAUAUUAAAAAUAUAAAUAUAUUAGAAAGAUUAAGAUCUAAUAUUAUUAAUUAUAGAUUUAUAGAUUAUAUUUAUAAACAUUCUAAACAAAUGAAUAAUCUUAUUAGUAAAUCACACACACAGGAUACAAAAGAAUAUACAAUAUUAAUCUGUGAUUAUAUUAUUAAGAAGGAUUAUUUAAUGUACAUUAAAUUAAUUAAAAAUCUAAUAAUAAUUGAUAAACAGUCAUUUAAUAGACACUUUAUUAAUAAUAUAAAAGUAGUAGAUAAAACAGUAAUAGAUAUUUUUAGAGUUAAUUAUAAAUUAAUAAAAAUAUGUAAUAUACAUAUUUUAUUAGAAAUAAUGUAUAAUAGCAAUGUAGUAAGACUUUUAGAAGAUUAUAAAAUAUUUAAGUAUUUUAUUAAAAGACUUGGAAUAUAUAAUAUGAAGUAUAUAAGUAAAUAUAUUACAGAUAUUAAAAAGAUAAUAUAUAUUUAUAAAUAUUAUGAUAUUAUAUAUACACUAUUUUUUGAUAGAAUAUUGAAGAUUAUUGAAGGAUUUAUAAAUGAAAUGUAUUUAAUAAAUAAAGGAUAUGGUGAUAAAGAUAAAGGAUAUAGUUAUAAAGGUAAAGGAUAUAGUGAUAAAUUAAUGAAUAAAUUUAGGGAUAAAUGUAAAGAUAAAGUAGAUAGACAUAAAACAGAUAAUAAUAAAUUAAUAGAUAAUAGUAAAUUAAUAGAUAAUAGUAAAUCAAUAGAAAAUAAUAAUAAAUCAAUAGAAAAUAAUAAUAUAGAUAAUAGUAAAUCAAUAGAAAAUAAUAAUAUAGAUAAUAGUAAAUUAAUAGAAAAUAAUAAAUUAAGUAAUACAAUGGAUAAUUCAUACACUGAAAUGCAUUCAAUUAUACGCAUAGAAAAUACUUCUAAAUGUUUAAUUAAGAAAUAUAAAUUAAUCUUAAAGUUACUUUUUGUAUCUAACACUACAAAUAUUCCUAAGAAAUACAUUUAUAGAUUAUACUUUUUAAAUAAGAAGAUAUUUACUAGAUAUUUUAAUAAAUAUAUAAAAUACAAUACUUUAUACAUUAAGAUAUGUAAAUUAUUACCUAUACUUAAAGUACAAAGUAUAAAUAAUAUUCCUAAGGAUUAUUGGGGUAGUGCAGUAAAAUACAAUAUUAUAAAAAAUUAUAAAACACUCCCUGAUGGAUUAUACUUUAAUAAGUCAUAUAUACAAUUUAUUAAUGAAACAUCUUCUUUUACUUUAAAUGUAUCUUUUACACAGUACAUUAAUAAAGGACAUCAAGUGUUAGUACAAUUGUGUAAUAAAGAUAAGACAUUUACAGUGGGAGUAAAGGAUGGAAUAAUGUACACAGAAAUAAAGAAUAUAAAUACAAGAAUAUAUAAAAAUAUAAAUAUUAAUAAUAAUAUUUACUACAUAGAAUUAUCUUUUUAUAAGAAAGAAUUAUGUAUGUAUCUUGAAGGUAAGAAAUACACUUACACGUUAUUUCCAGUACAUGAAAUUAUUAUUGGUCGUAAUUUUAUGGGAAUAUUAACAAAAAUGUUAUAUUUUGAAAGUACAAAAUAUAAAAAAUCUAGAAUUAUGCAUUUAGAAGGAUCAGACAUUUUUAUAAAAGUUAUUAAAAAUUUAGAAAUGUGGUGUGUAAGUAAAGGAAUUAGUGGGAUAUUCUUAAAAAGUAAAAAAGUUUAUUGGUGGCAUAAAAAUAAGAAAGUAGAGUUUUAUAAUAUAAUCGAUAUUAAGUAA